Molecule: messenger RNA, 1926 nt
Organism: Paramecium sonneborni
Lineage: Eukaryota; Ciliophora; Oligohymenophorea; Peniculida; Parameciidae
Source: the annotation of a GenBank genome assembly
AUGAAUUACUCCAAAAAAUUGAAAAGGGAUUUGUAUGAGGUUUUAGCUUCGUUAAUGGAUAUAGAUGUGGAAAUUUUCAGUUUUAUCAUAAAAAUUUUAAUAAAAGAAAAAGUUUCUGAUUCACUAGAGUUUUUCGCAAAAUAUUAGAAUCAAAAGCAUUUAGAAUAAUACAUUUUUUAAGUUCAUAAUUUGGAAAUGUUUGAUAAAUGGUGGAAGCAAGAUGCUAUAAAAAAUAACAUUCGGAUAAUUAUUAAUGUUCUAAAAGAAAUUAAUGAGCAUGACUUCAAUAAAAAUGACUAUUCUACAGAGAUUUUUAUAUAAAUAAGAAAAUCUCUUAUAAAUAAAAUAAAAGACUAAUAGAUGAUUAUAAAUUUUUUGAAAUUUCUUGUUUAGCUUACCGCUAUAGAUAAAUAAUUCAUAUAAUGUGGUUCUAAUUCACUUAACUUAUUAGUUUAAAUGAAAAUAGAUUUGACAAAUCAAUCUUUUGAAAGAAUCAGGAUAGAGAAUACUUCUUUAAUUGGAGGAAACUUUGUUAGGUGUAAUUUAAAUGAAUCGGAAUUUAACAAUGUGGAUAUAAGUGGAAUGAAUAUAAACGGAGCUCUUCUCUUCAAUUGUAAAUGGAAAAAUAUUAAAAUCCAUGAACUGAACUAAUUAGUUGGUCAUAAAAAUAGGAUAGAAACUGUAUGUUUUUCACCUGAUGGAACUACAUUAGCAUCUGGUAGUUAUGAUAAGUCUAUAUGUUUAUGGGAUGUUAAGACUGGGUUAUAAAAAGCAAAAUUGAAUGGUCAUAGAAGUUAAGUUCGAUCAGUAUGCUUCUCGCCAGAUGGAACUUCUUUGGCAUCUGGAAGUUUUGAUGAGUCAAUAAUUUUAUGGGAAGUUAAGACCAGAAAAAGAAAGUCUAAAUUGGAUUGCCAUAAAUAUCCGGUCAUCUCAAUAUGUUUCUCACCUGAUGGAACUACAUUAGCAUCUGGUAGUUUUGAUUAGUCUAUACGUCUAUGGGACGUUAAGACUGGAUAAUAAAAAGCUAAUUUAGAUGGUCAUAGUAAUUCUGUCUUUUCUGUAAGCUUCUCACCAGAUGGAACUACUUUAGCUUCUGGCAGUGGAGAUUAGUCUAUACUUUUAUGGGAUGUUAAGACUGGAUAAUAAAAAGCUAACUUAGAUGGUCAUAGUAAUUAUGUUUACUCAGUAUGCUUCUCACCAGAUGGUACUACUUUAGCCUCUGGCAGUAGAGAUAACUCUAUCCGUUUAUGGGAUGUUAAGACUGGAUAACAAAAAGGAAAAUUUGAUGGUCAUACUAAUUCGGUCAUAUCAGUAUGCUUCUCACCAGAUGGAACUACUUUAGCAACUGGAAGUGCUGAUAACUCAAUUCGAUUGUGGGAUGUUAAGACUGGAUAAUAAAAAGCUAAAUUUGAUGGUCAUAAAAAAAAAGUCUGCUUUUCACCAGAUGGAACUACUUUAGCUUCUGGCAGUGAAGAUUAGUCUAUUCGUUUAUGGGAUGUUAAGACUGGAUAAUAAAAAGCUAAAUUGGAUAGUCAUACUAGUUAUGUUUAAUCAGUAUGCUUUUCACCAGAUGGAACUACUUUAGCUUCUGGCAGUGGAGAUUCAUCUAUUCGUUUAUGGGAUGUUACAAUUAGAUAAUAAUUUAAACGUUUAGAUAAAAAAUACAAAGAUCUCUAUGUAUAAUUUAAAAUACCCCUAAAUUAAAACAAUCAUCUUCCAGAGAGUAUUAUUUCUUAUUUUAUUUUAGGUACUUAAAAUAUUAAUAUUCUUCUUAUAUCUUAAUCUGCCAUACUUUAAUCAUAAGGAACUCUGAUUUUUAAUGGAGAAUUUGUAAAUCAUUAAGGAAGAGAUUUAAGAUCAACAUUAAAAUCUAAAGGUAGUUUCUUUUUGGAAACAAAUUUAGAAAAAUAUUUAAAGUUGAAUUGA